Molecule: messenger RNA, 381 nt
Organism: Prunus armeniaca (apricot)
Lineage: Eukaryota; Viridiplantae; Streptophyta; Magnoliopsida; Rosales; Rosaceae
Source: the annotation of a GenBank genome assembly
AUGAGUAUGUAUUAUGGACAGAAAGUUCCACUAGCUAAAAGAGAUUUAAAGAAGGUGCAUUGCCCCAAGAAUAAAGAAGAAGAAGAUUCUGAGGUACUACGGAGAAAAAAGGCUUAUAUGUUGAUUUACAAACGCACAGAGAAUUUAGAGCUUGUUGGUAAUGCUGAUGCGAAUCUUGGAAAAGCAGAGGAUGAUUACAGCUCUACUUCUGGUUUUCUUUUCAAGAUGGUAGGAGCAGUUGUUGCUUGGAAGAGUGCUAAACAAUCUGGUGUUUCUAGUUCAACCCACUGUGCCAAAAUUCACUUUCCGCAACACUACAUAGGCAUCGGCAAAAUGAAAUACGGAUGCUGUUUGUAUAUUAGACAUUGGUUUUAUAAAUAA